Condylura cristata (star-nosed mole) is the source of this 2551-nucleotide messenger RNA. It is a transcript of the gene PABIR2, whose product is annotated as family with sequence similarity 122B. The coding region runs from base 130 to 879 and encodes 249 amino acids. The transcript has 10 exons. Gene Ontology annotation, molecular function: protein serine/threonine phosphatase inhibitor activity. NCBI's taxonomy places the organism in Eukaryota, Metazoa, Chordata, Mammalia, Eulipotyphla, Talpidae. The record is from RefSeq and is a predicted model, not a curated record.
CGCCCCUAAGCCUCCGCCCCUUAGCUGCCAGUCCCCAGCAGCUCAGUCCUGCAGUGAGAGUCUUGGGAGUCCAUAGCUAAGCACCAGGAGCUGAGCACUGUCCGCUGUGCCUGCCUGCAAGUCUCCGACAUGGCUCAGGAGAAAAUGGAGCUGGACUUUGAGACUGACACCUCUGAUGGGUGCACCCUGAGGAGAGCCAACAGUGCUCCCCUGAUCCAUGGGCUCAGUGACCUUUCACAGAUUUUCCAACCUUACACAUUUCGAACUCGGAGGAAUAGUACAACGGUUAUGAGUCGUCACAGCUUGUUGCUGUCAUCUUCACCUAAUCGUAUUCCUAGUAGCAGACUGCAUCAAAUCAAAAGGGAAGAAGGCAUGGAGAUGGUGAACAGAGAGAGUGCACAUGAAAGAGAAGUGCAAACGGCAAUGCAGAUAAGCCAGUCGUGGGAUGAGAGCUUGAGCCUGAGUGAUAGUGAUUUUGACAAGCCAGAGAAAUUAUAUUCUCCUAAAAGGAUUGACUUCACUCCAGUUUCUCCAGCACCAUCACCCACCAGAGGAUUUGGUAAGCAAUGUUUUUCACCGUCCUUACAAAUGUUUGUGAGCAGCAGUGGGCUACCACCCAGUCCUGUUCCUAGUCCAAGACGCUUUUCCAGGAGGAGUCAGAGUCCAGUCAAGUGCAUUAGGCCCAGUGUUCUUGGUCCAAUUAAAAGAAAAGGUGAAAUGGAAACAGAGAGCCAGCCCAAGAGGCUGUUCCAAGGCACUACCAAUAUGCUGUCUCCAGAUACUGCGCAAUUGUCUGAUCUCAGUUCAUGGUGGUGUUAUCAAGGAGAAGAAAUUCCUGCCUUGACCAGAUGUGUGGAGCAUCUACAAAUGAAUGAAUAAUGUUAUUUACACACAGUCCACUGUGUAGAAAAGCAUACAUGGAGCUUGACAGCUUGUACCUACCGGGUGGUAUUAAGAGGCCUCAGGUGCCUUGGGGUACAGUGUUGUGCUGUAAAGGUGGGGUAGAAAAGCGGGCUUUAUGUGUCUAAUCGCCACAUACUGUGUCAAUUGCUGCUUUUUCUCAUUACUUUUUUGUCAUUCGAUUCGUUUGUUUGUCGUGUGGUGAGUGGUGCUGCUGACUGUGUUUUGGUUAUUGUGUCGUCACCAGGAUCUAGCUGCCUUAUAGUAAGGGCAGUUUAAUAUCUACAAGGAAGCUUGUAGAAGCUGAAACAGUCAACGUUAUUGUGCAUACUGCUUUUAAGAAGCUGUUUGAGCUGUGAACAGUGUACAUGAAAAUGAGUCAAAAGUACCAUAAAUUAUUUAAUUUGGACAGAAAAAAUCCUGAUGAAGCUAUUUUAAAAAACCCGAGUGUAAUCUAUUUUUGUGUUAUUUAUUAUUUAAAACUGUAAAAUGUCUCUUGUGAUGAAUUUCUUUUAAUGUUCUGACAUUGUGGUUUGAUUGUAUUUAGUAUGGAGAUUUACCUGCUAGCGUGAUAAUAUUCCACUUUGAAAUGAAUGUAAGAAAUGAAAACUACUGCAUUUGUGUCUUUUGAAGGCAAAGAUCCUUGAAUUGUAAAUGAAGACAAUGCACUUUGAAGGUCUUCACAGGCUAGUAGUGCUUACCACUUGAAGUGUUUUCUCAGAAUUACAUGGUAUUCUCUUUGAAUUAUACGAGAGUGUCACCGAGUUUGCAGUAAGUAGUUCUCUUCCAGCCUCAGAUGUGUAGUUUAUUUUCAGUCCUGAUAGUGACCAUUAACAGCCUCAUUUAUCAUAUUGUUUCACCUGUGCAAAGCCCAUGCUCCUUCAACCCUAACAUCAAUGUAUAUAUUAUGAAGAUUGUUCCCUCAAAAGCCAUUUUAAAGGAAAAUUGCUUUGAUGGUACUCAGUGUAUGUAUGUAUGUAUGUAUUGUUUGUGAAAGAACCAUGUCAAGACGUUUCUACCUAUAUAAUACCGAGAGGUCAUUUAUCUUACAGGAUUUGUAUCCACACUCACACUCCUGUCCUCUUUGCCUUAAAGGGACACUUUUGGCCAUCGUUUUUUUGACUCUGCUUUAGGGUUUAGAAAUAAGCUUUGGGUUGUGAUAUUUAAAUUUACUUUUGAAAUUCAGUGGUGAGGUAGAAUUGGUCAGGAAAAUGAAAUUGUUGCAGUGGUAGAACUAGGAGGCAAGAUGCCUCACUAUUGCUUAAACCAAGGUUUGUUUCUAUUAUUUAAAUUGACAAGAAAGUUAAGUUUGUGCAGGUAUUAUUUUGAAAUAAAUAGAAGAGAUGCUAAUGUUCAGAUGAACUCUAUUGACAGUGCCCCUUUAUUUUUAUAUAAAGUCUAAUAUUUGAAAAGUGGUCAUUGUUAUAAAAUACAAUUCUCUUCCUAUCCUAGUAUUAUAUCAUAUUUCAGGCUUCGAUUUGAAAAUAAAUACAAGUGAUGAUAUGAUAAUCCUGUAGAUGCUCUUUCUGCUUGAUUGACUUAUAUAAUCACUGUGUUUCAUGAUAACUGCUUUUGGAAUAAUAGGAAGAUUUGUGAAAUGCUGAUCUGUGUAUAUCGUAGAAUGAAAAUUUAAUAAAGUGUGUACACAUGC